AUGCCUUCCCGCUUGCAGCUGAAGGAAAUCCAUUUGCCCGACGAUUUUGGAGGCGCAGAGUUCCAAUACGCCAACGACAUUGCCCUGGUAGAGCUUCUCCAAGAGGUCGACAUUACUCCGUAUGUGCUGCCCGUGUGCGUGGACUGGGCUCUGGACCUCCCAGACCUGUACCCGGGAGAGUUCGGAACGAUUGUGGGCUUCGGCAACACACCCGAGCAGUCACUCACCGAGCUGCACUCAGUCAGUUUGCCUGUUGAGCGGAGUUCUGUCUGCAGGAAGCAGGCACCCGAGCUCUUGAAUUUCUACUCCACGCAGACGGACAAGUUCUGUGUGGGGUUCGUGAACGGCUCCACUGUGGGACAAGGUGACAGCGGCGGCGGCAUGACUUUCCCCAACGAGGACCGAAAGUGGUACUUGCGAGGAGUGGUGUCCGUCGGCAGCCCCAGAGAGACCACGUACUCGUUCUUCACGAACGUAACGAUCUUCGUGCCGUGGAUGGCGAAAAUCAUCAAGAAGGGAGAGGUGAGCGGACGCCGCUGUGGAGUCGACGUGAGCGAGGCGAACGUGGUGGACGGUGCGAUGGCCGGACGGGUGGACUUCCCUUGGGAGGUGGACGUCUACUACCAGCAGGCUCCGAGCAGAGGCUUCCAGAGGCUGUGGUCCGGUGCGCUUGUCAGCCCGAAACUUGUUAUAACGACAACCUUGCAGCGGCCUCCCGAGGGCCUGCACACCGACAUCUCCGUGUACCCGCCAUCACGCAUCCGUGUUGCAGCUCGCAACAUAACGGACACCCUGGAUUCGACCAAGACAUGGGACUUCAGCGAAGUGGUGAGGGCCUAUUUCCCGGAUGAUCUCCUGCGUCACCAGGGCGUCACGUUAAACUUCAUCAUCUUUGAGCUGAAAGAACCCAUCAAUCUGAUGCCGGUGUGCCUUGACUGGUCAGGGAGCGCCCUGCUACACUUGCCAAAGGCGGGAACGACUUUCCAUGAACAUAAGGACGGUUCCCGCGAAUGGAAAAGGUACUUUAUUCUCAACGAAGCGGAGUGCCGAGAAAGACUUGAUGAGCCUCCAGUUUCUUCCAAGACAACUAUUUGUGUAACAUUGCGCGAGUCUCCACAUGAGAGGCUCGACCGCGGCCACUGGAUUUACAACCCAAAAACGACGUUCGGGGCGUGUGCCGUCAAAAGCCAGCCUCUGUCCUCCUUGGAAGCAUUCAACUUUUGCACUGUCCAAGAGGGUUACGAUCCCGAAUCGCCUUCUAGGAGUCUUUUUGUGAACGUGGACAAUGUCUGGUUCCUCAGGGGCAUCUUGUCCUUCAGCACUGUAAUAAACGGGAACUCCAUUUCCAUGUAUACUGACUUCAGCGAUGCGGAGGUACACCGUUGGCUCACGAAGACCCGCGACUUCAUGGGGAAACCCACGUGCGGGGAUGUCAGCUUGUGUUCGGCGCUCACGCCUGACCAGUUCGUUCGGGGCCACAUGCCGUGGACCGUGGCGGUCGUUGUGAACGGAACAGAGAGGGGCUCGGGCCUGCUCGUCCAGCCCAACGCAGUCAUUACGGAUUUCAGUCUGCAGCUGAAUAGCUCGCAAGAAGCUGUCCCACAGGGUUCUACUUCCAACAUCUCUAUCCUUUGGCAGACCGCAGAUGGCACGACCGAAACCAGUCGAGUGCUGCGAGUGAGCGUGCACGAGGUGAAGGGGCAGCCCGACGUGGCGCUGCUGGAGCUGGACCCGGCCACGCCUGCCCUCACCACGCCCGUGUGUCUCGACCUCAGUGGCAGCGUACUGCGGCCCCUCGCCACUGGGCAGCUGGGGCUGGUGGGUCAGCGAGGGGACCACACUGUGGCAAAAAGCUACGGAAAAUUCUGUAAACAGCUUGUGGUGGAGUCAUGGCACAAAUGGGGACCCACAAACCACAAUCUCGUCGGUGGCAGAAGCAUCGACUAUUUCGAUUGCUUCAAUAAGUUUGCGCGCUCCGUUGGAAAGUUCAACAAAGACAGCGGGUUUUGCAUCUCGUCAGAGAAGAACGUCCUCGAUCCACGAGUCUUAGGAGGCGGCUACCUCACGUACUCCGGCUCAAAAUGGUUCGUGCAGGGCUUGUUCACACGUUACGUCAAGCUCCGGCGGGAAAACUUAGCGGUCGCCGCUGACUUCACCCACGAAGGCUUGCGAGCCUGGUUACGGAAGAAAAUCGACAAGAUAAAAUCAAUGCCGUGGAAAAUCCCUGACAAUACAUCGCCUAAGAACUGCGAAGGUGCCGGGCCCACUUCGCCGCAGGAGUGUGGCGUUUUCGUCGCGCAAGACGAGAGGAGAGGCGGCGGCGAAGGUGGCCAGGACGACUACCUCAACGACAUCACCCUCAACCGCAUGCAGUGGAACGUCAAUGUGUACGUGGACCACGGCGAGGGGGACUUGCGCGUCCGCGCGGGGACUGUAGUUCACCCCAAGAUGGUGCUCACAUCCGCCAUUCGCCUGGUGAAUCAGAACAUCAGUGAGGCGUCUCCCGGAGGAACUCAAGCAUUGAUGCCAACGCGAAACGUCACCGUUCACUACAACACUGCAGACUCGAGGAACACGCUCAUCGUAGACGUGACGGAGAUCCACGUAAGGAAGCGGAGCGUGACGUCGUGGUCGGUCCACUACCGCUACGACAUGGCACUCCUCACGCUGGAGGUGGCGGUGCAGCUCAUACCAGUGUGCCUGCCGGCUCCCGGUUCGCUGGGCACCACGAUUCCCAAACUCACUCCAGGCUCCAAAGGCAUGGUGGAGGUGUGGAGCAAACCAGAAAUCAAUUACUGGCACUACCUGGUGCCAGCCCUUGUGAAGAGCGAAACGGAAUGCGUGGGUAUCAUCCCUGAAGUUGACAUCGACGUCAACAUCCCAGCGGAUGAAUUCUGCGCCCAGUACAUAGAAGAUGAUGCCGAAGACUUGCCGGCUGACUACGGGGCGUCUUUCGCCGUGCAGACGGACGGCCUCUGGUACUUGCGAGGCGUUGUCGGCAUCAAUUGGCGCUUCCACGGCGGCACCGGCACGCAGCGAACCUUGUUCGUCUUCUACAACCUGGACAACCCAGAGCUGCUGCAAUGGCUCCACGACAAGAUCGGCACAUCUACAGUGUCGUCGGCUGCUCCCAGCACGCCUGCUGCUACGCCUGCGUCUUCGUCAAUUGGCACUACCGUACCCGACGACCUCACCACUGUUGCGUCAGCAGAUGAAGUGACAGAGACAGAGGCGGCGUCCAACGAGCCUCUUUCAGUCACGCCGCUGUCCCCAACGCCCUCUACAGGCGCCACUGCCCCGCAAUUUCCGAGCACAAUCAACGAUGAUUUCACAACCACGCCAUCUCCAAAACAAUCAAGCAACGGUUCUGAGGUUUUCAUCUCACUGCUGGGAUCGACAAACACGCCACACGUGACUUGGCCCACGGUUGGCCCUCUCUCUGUUCGUCCACCGCACAAUAGCCUCACGUACUCAACAGUGCCCGAGGCCCCACUGAAGAGCAACCGAGACUCCAAUGCGACCGAGACGUCCACUGCUGAUCGAAACGAAGACAUCGACGUCAAGGACCGUUGGAAGCAAACUGCCGUGUGGCUGGGUGUCGCUUUGGGAAUCGUCAGCACUGCUGUCAUCAUUUGUGCGCUACUUGCAAUGCUGGGGCGUUUCCGUGCAAGGAGCAGCUCUCCAGUGGCGGCCCUGGAACUUGUCAAAUCGGAAGGCUGAGAGCUGGUUCCAUUACUGUGAAACAUUGGCUGAAUUCAAUAAAUUAAAAAAAAACUUGG
This is a messenger RNA of Thrips palmi, 3779 nucleotides long. RefSeq lists its product as uncharacterized. Gene Ontology annotation, biological process: proteolysis. Gene Ontology annotation, molecular function: serine-type endopeptidase activity. NCBI's taxonomy places the organism in Eukaryota, Metazoa, Arthropoda, Insecta, Thysanoptera, Thripidae. Bases 1 to 3720 code for a protein of 1239 amino acids. The record is from RefSeq and is a predicted model, not a curated record. The transcript is spliced from 23 exons.